This is a messenger RNA of Cheilinus undulatus (humphead wrasse), 3398 nucleotides long. It is a transcript of the gene ier5l, whose product is annotated as immediate early response 5-like. The transcript has a single exon. Lineage: Eukaryota; Metazoa; Chordata; Actinopteri; Labriformes; Labridae. Bases 97 to 954 code for a protein of 285 amino acids. The record is from RefSeq and is a predicted model, not a curated record.
UGUGGGGGAGGCGGAUCGUCUGUCCAAUGUUCCUCCACAGAGCUGACUCGAACCUUUCUGCUCCAGCACAGCGCUUCCCUCUCAGAUAGCCGAGCGAUGAUCAACACCAUGGAGUGCGCCGUGGACGCGCAGAGCCUCAUCUCCAUCUCUCUGAUGAAGAUCCACAACUCCAGGACGCAGAGAGGAGGCAUCAAGCUGCACAAAAACCUGCUGGUGUCCUAUGUGCUGCGGAACGCGCGGCAGGUCUACAUCAAGGAGAAAUACGCGGAGAUCUACAGGAUGCAGCAGUACGAGGAGGUGAUGACAGUCUGCAACGAGAUCCAGGAGCUCAACCCGUUGGACGUGAGCGCAGAAGACGCCGAGGAUGAGGAGCAGAGGCGGGAGGAGGAGGCGAGUCUGUGCGGAGCUGCGUGCCACCGAGGCGCGGCGCAGCCAGCAGCGCACAGCCGAGCACAGAGCGCUCUGAGCGGCUGCUGCGCGCUGGAGGAGGACACCAAGGAGCCGGAGCCGUGCUACUACCGGAGCUGCUGCAUGGAGUCCGAACAGUUCUCCUCCAACAACUCCGCGUACUGCAACCAAACCACAGUGCUGGACUUGGACACGCAUGUGGUUACCACGGUGGAGAACGGGUACCUCCACCAGGACUGCUGCUGCUACGACGCGCUCCAGAGUGCGCAGAGCACGGCCAAGAAACGGAAGCUGGACUUCGGUUGUUGUUUAUCCGACGUGGAGGAGAUUUCAGAUUUCACAGCAGCGCGUAAAAGAGCGAAACGAGAGGACUGUUCGUUCUCUCACACAGACUACACGGACACUUCACACAUCUCCAACCUCAUCUCCAUCUUCGGAUCGGGCUUUUCAGGGCUGCUCAGCAGGCAGGCGGACUUAGAGCAGAUCUGUAGCAAGCAGGUCCUGGCUAGUCUGGGAGCGUGGACCCGGGCGAUCGUGGCGUUUUGAAUCAAACACUUUAUUUUAGGGGAGACCAGGGUCAAACGUAACUCGAUUUUAAACACAUUAUCACCCAGAAAUAUCCCAUUUUCCUCUGCCAGGUUCUGUAUGAGAGCAGUCUUCUUAAACAAAGACAUGUUCCCAGAAUGUUCCCCUCAUCUUUACAUCUUUCUCUCUGGAAAAAGAUUUAAAGAUGUGAAACUUUUUGCAGCAAAUAUUCCGUGAGUGUUCACUACCAUUAUCUAAUUUUCUGAAAGUUUCUAAAACCUUAAAAUCUUUUGGAACAUUCUUGAAAGGUUUCAGAAAGCAGACAGCAGCAGAGAGUGUCUCAGAUGUGUGCCAAUGUUAAAAGAUGUGGCGUGGGAAUUUGUGUUCUAGCAGAAAUAGGAUUUUUUUCAAUAUUUUACCACAUCUAAAGUCUUUAAAUGCUGCAAAAGAUUUGACCUAACUAUCAUAUGAUGGUUUCUGGUUUGUAAAACUCUGCGUACUAAAUUAUUUGGUACUAUUUAAACUCACUUAAUUCAGCUUGGACAUUCAAAAUCGAACCUUUAUCGUAUUUUAAAAAACGGAAAUUUUCAGAUUUUAUAUUUUAGUGCAAACUGAUAUUUUUUGCAGCUUUUCAACAAAGACAUGUUCCAAUAAUUCUUCCUACAUCUAAACAGCUUUUAUCCAUUGAAACGUUGUGAUUAUUUGGAACUUUUUGCAGCGAAUGCUCUGUACUGUGACUGAAAAGUUUUCUGAAAUCUUUUCUGAAUCCUUUUUGAAAAGCCAGAACAUUCUUAAACGAUACAAAAAUGAACUUUUAUGUGCCAAUUAGGGAUGGGCAAUUAUUUACAAGUGGCCAAAUAGUCAUUCAUUUAUCAAAAAUCCAUCUUAAAUGCAAAUAUCUCAAUGUAAAAUAACUUUUUUUUUUCAUUAUAUUUGGCGGCCCUUUGUUGUACUGCGGAACUACUGCCACCUGGUGGUUGUUGUGCUUCUGAAAGCUAGCUUUGCUAACUGCUAUUAAAGAACAGAAGAAGAAGGCUGUCUGUGAGGUGCUAAGAAGCUACGUUUGCUACUCUUAGCUUAAAAAUUUAAUGUAAUAUUUGGUGCAGCUGACACAUUAGCAUUGUCAAUGGAAAAAGAAUUUUUGCAAGUUAAAACUAGCAUGAAACAAAGCUAAAUCUGUUAGCCUGUUAAUGGCAAUUUUCGUAAUGUCUUAGCAUCCAGCAAACAAAUUCUACGAAUUUUUAAAUUUCCUUUGAAUAAUUACCAGUGACUUUUAAGAGCAUCUCAUUGGGUGCACAGCCCAAAUGCUAAUUUAAAAAAGAUUUGGUUCAGGAAUUCCUGUUUUUGCAGAAAUUGCGCCUUUUUCCACAAAUUAUUUGCUCUGCUGUAACGCUGCAAAAAUUCAAGAUUUCAUGUCACUGACUCGCAGUAGUUUCUGGUUUUGCAAAAUUAGGUUUACAUACAUGUAUGCUGCUAUUUAUACUGCUUUAGUUUGGUUUAAAAAAUAGAAUAUAGCUAUUGGAAGUUCAUUUAAUUAAUCGGGUGUUAGCAUGCUAACACAAAUGUAGCUAGAACAUAAAAAAAAUCAAAAAGGCAAAAGUUUCACAUUCUGAACUUAAAAAAAAUCACGCCUCUCUUAUAAAUACAUCAAUAAUUUAUUUGAGUCGUUGCCUUGUAUUGAUGCACAAUGGGUGACAUCAUUCUUCGGUUUGAUUGGCUGACAUUUAAAGUGUUACAGCUGAUCCUGGUCUCCCCUACUAGGUCUAAAUCAACUUUAUUUUUGCAGGAAAAAAAUGAGAAAAGAUAUUUAAAUGAGCAUUUUACUGACAGCAGUCUUGCAGGGAGGGGAAAGACUUUGUGCCAUAAUAACAUUUACAGCUCUGACGAUGAAAUGGAUCGACUUCUGUUGCCUUAAAUCUGACGCACAUUACUGCGAGCUAAGUGGAAGUGACUGAAUGUGUUUCCUGUCCCGGUUUGAAACGGACAUUUUUGCACAUUUUGAGCAGUUUGUUGUCAUGAUAAAUGCAUUCAAGACUCCCUCCUAAAGGUACAUGGACUAAACCAGCUCAUAUCACUGACUGAGUGCCAACAUUGACUUUCUGGGCUUCUUUUGGUCAUAAAUUCACAUGUGACACUUAAAACAGCCUGGUUUUGUUUGAAAUCCUCGUGUCUCAAUCAUAUUGCUCAAAGCCUUCACAGUGAUUCAUAAAUCCAACACAUCUUGGUUUUGUGAGUUUUUUUUUUUAUUAUUUUAAAUCUGUUUUAUGAAAGAAUGAUGUUAGUCCUUUUGUUUUAAAAAGGCAAACUCCUGAUUUUAGCCAUAAACCCCCGAGAGUCCACGCAUUAGCUUUAUGAGCACUAUGUGUACCAAAAUAAAGAGAGUAUUCAGCCAUUCUCGACAUAUUUUGUUGUUAUUCUUGUAUUUUUGUGCUUACUAAAUUGUAUAUCACCGGGUAAAACUGUUC